This is a messenger RNA of Salvelinus sp. IW2-2015, 3012 nucleotides long. RefSeq names its product sodium/potassium/calcium exchanger 2-like. Gene Ontology annotation, cellular component: plasma membrane. NCBI's taxonomy places the organism in Eukaryota, Metazoa, Chordata, Actinopteri, Salmoniformes, Salmonidae. Gene Ontology annotation, molecular function: calcium, potassium:sodium antiporter activity; calcium channel activity. Gene Ontology annotation, biological process: calcium ion transmembrane transport; intracellular calcium ion homeostasis. The record is from RefSeq and is a predicted model, not a curated record.
AGGGAGGAUGUUGAGGUGAGCGCAGCUUGCAACCAGUUUGUCGGGAGCUCCUCCUCAAUCGUCGGAUAGGGUAUUAACAUCACAUUUGCUCAAUGAGAGCAAGGGAACACAAGAGACGGAACCGAAAUUCGACCUGGUGUGUUACGGUUGCCAUUCUAUUUACCUCUAUAUAAGAGGCUAAUAUGAAGACAUCGUUUGGAAAGCCACACGCUGGAAAGCUUCAGGAAUACUCCCAUGUUGUUUGAAGCCCACGGCAGCACCAUGCGUUGUGUCUGCUAACAAAAACUAGCUCAUCCUCUUUCCAGCCAACCAUUGAGAGUAUAGAAACACACUCAGCACAUCACAGUGAUGGGUUUGGACCAACCCUGCUUGGAUAUGGUGGUGCAAAGGCCCUUUCUGGAUGCAACGUGUAAGAGGCACCGCCACCAGAACCUGCUUAGAAAGCUGAGGCCCAUACGAAUCCUGGGUUUUGUGUUCAGCCUGGUAGCCAUAAGCGCUAUAAGCGCUAUCUCCUUUUCCUUCAGCGCCUUGACAUGGAGCUCAGGGAGCCACCCGGAGCUGCUCCUGCCUCAAGAGGCCCUCCUUCAGUCUGGUCCUGCUCCCCACAGGACUCUACUUUCCACUCAGCACCAGAGGGAUCCCAAUGUCUCAGCCAACAUGCCCGUGGCCAUGAGGUCUUCGGCAGACGGCAACGAGAGCCAGGGGGACUAUCCCACGGACCUGUUCACUCUGGAAGAGAGGCGCCAGGGUGCUGUGGUGCUCCACAUGUUUGGGAUGCUGUACAUGUUCAUCUCUUUAGCCAUUGUGUGUGAUGAAUUCUUCGUGCCCGCUCUGACAGUCAUCACAGAGAAGCUGGCCAUCUCUGAUGACGUGGCGGGGGCCACCUUCAUGGCGGCAGGCGGGUCGGCGCCCGAGCUUUUCACUUCUGUCAUCGGCGUAUUCAUCUCCCACAGCAAUGUGGGCAUCGGAACCAUUGUGGGCUCAGCUGUCUUCAACAUUCUCUUCGUCAUUGGAAUGUGUGCCAUCUUCUCCAGGGAGAUCCUCAACCUCACCUGGUGGCCCCUCUUCCGUGACGUCUCUUUCUACAUCAUGGACCUGAUCAUGCUCAUAUGUUUCUUCCUGGAUAACUACAUCUCCUACUGGGAAAGUAUUACUCUGCUCUCAGCCUAUGCCACCUAUGUGAUCUUUAUGAAGUUCAACAGCAAUGUUGAGGGCUUUGUGAAAGGCUGCAUGAACAAGAAUCAAGUGGUGGAGGUGGAGGUUCAGCCGAAGGCUGUGAGUCCCGGGGCACCAGAGGAUGAGAGCAAGCUGUCGGCUAGGCCACGACUCCAGAGAGGUGGCAGCUCAGCCUCCCUGCACAACAGCCUGAUGAGAAACAGCAUUUUUCAGCUUAUGAUCCACACACUGGACCCGCUCAGUGAAGAAUUUGCUGAUUCUGAACUUGGGACUUAUGGAAAACUAAAAUAUUAUCACACAAUGACCGAGGAAGGGAAAUUCAGAGAGAAGGCAUCCAUCCUUCACAAGAUUGCCAAAAAGAAAUGCCAAGUAGAGGACAGCGAGAAAGCCAACGGAGUAGCSAGCCGGUCAGAUAAGAAUCUUCCAAACAGCUCGAAUGUCGAGGUGGAAGUCACACCACCAAUGAAUGGCACUGCUGGACAAGAAGGUGAAGCUGCGGCUGAGGAUGAGGAGGAUGAGGACCAGCCUCUGAGCCUGUCCUGGCCAGACACCAUGCGCAAGCGUUUCACCUACCUCUUAAUCAUGCCCAUCAUCUUCCCUCUGUGGCUAACACUGCCCGAUGUCAGGAAACCAACUGCAAAGAAGUUCUUUCCCAUCUCAUUUCUGGGUUCUAUCUGUUGGAUUGCUGGAUUCUCCUACUUAAUGGUGUGGUGGGCUCACCAGGUUGGAGAGACCAUUGGGAUUACAGAAGAGAUCAUGGGCUUGACUAUAUUAGCAGCUGGUACCUCCAUUCCUGACCUAAUCACCAGUGUCAUUGUUGCAAGGAAGGGGCUGGGGGACAUGGCUGUGUCCAGCUCUGUGGGCUCCAACAUCUUUGACAUCACUGUUGGGUACGCUGAUGUCAUCAGUACUAUGACCACUCUUCUAUUGAAUUACUCAUUUAUUUUAAUAUCUGUUAGUUUCACAUUUUGAAAGAUAAGAUUAACCUCACAGUGCUGGGGGAAGGUUUUACAUAUUACAUAGUAACAGUCAUAUUACUUUGUUCUUAUCCAAUAGUGAAAUUGGGAUUCACUAAAACCACAAUAAUUACACUUGGAUACCAUUUUCAUAACAAUUAUUUCCAUCUAUAUGAUAAAUGCUUGCCAGACAUAAUAUGAUGUAAAAGUUCACUGAAUUUUGUUUUAUUCUCUAAUUCGUUUGAUUGAAUAAGGUUUGCCCAUGGGUGACAUGGAAGUUCCCACUGGAAGUUCCCACAAAAAAAACACAUCUAGUUGUUUCAUCUAGUUAUUUUUAAGUAAUUGGUUUACUCAACUUUUCGGUCAAAGUGUUACCUGAACUUAAAAUGUUUAGUUGGACCAAACCUAGCUCCAACAUGAGAAAAGGUAGGCAAAAAUUCUGUCAUCAUCUUAAAAUGAUGUGUUUGCUCAAUUUGUCUUCUAUGUUCAUUCAACUAGAAUUUUUUUACAUUUUUAUAUCUUACCAAGAAAUGCCUGUGGAACUAGUUACACACACAGUGCUGUUAACAUACAAUGUUUUCAACUAAUAUAUUUGAUGCACAUGCUUACAUUGUGCAUGUUAAUUUAUCUAGUAAUUGUUAUUUAACAUGUCUUCAAUUGGGAUUUGAACUCCUCUAGGUUCAUAGCUUUCCGAUCUUCCUGCUACGCCAUCCUGUCUGUGUCAAUUAUCAGUUAAUCAGACUAUUUAUCAUCAUUGAUUUACUUAAUUAAGCUAUUUUAGGUUUUUCUGUACAUUCUCUAAUGUUGGUGGGGCAUACUACUCUGUUUUAAUGCUGCUCCUUAAUCACUGUGAUAAAUAAAAUAUGUUUUCUUGAGUGUA